Molecule: messenger RNA, 2183 nt
Organism: Mercurialis annua (annual mercury)
Lineage: Eukaryota; Viridiplantae; Streptophyta; Magnoliopsida; Malpighiales; Euphorbiaceae
Product: glycosyltransferase BC10
Exons: 2
Coding region: 694-1872 (392 amino acids)
Cellular component (GO): membrane
Molecular function (GO): glycosyltransferase activity
Source: RefSeq, a predicted model, not a curated record
CCAUAUUUACAAAAUUGAAAACCCAAAAAUAGGCAUUAAUCCAUAAAACACAAUUUCUUGAUGCCACCAAUCCCAAAAUGACAACACAAAUCCCACGCCCGAUUUCUCACAUUGUCAUUAGACCAAUUCCUCACACACACUACCAAACAAAUCUAUAACACAGCAAAACAACAAAAUCACAGAAUCAAAAUUCCAUCGUCAUCAUCAUCACACGCACACACAUUCUCAAUUUUUUUAUUCCUCCAACUUUCAAUUUCACACAAAUUCCCAACUGGGUUACAAGUGUCACCCGCCGAUUCCCAACCCCACUGCGUCAAAAUCUGAACUUUCAUCAUCAUCUUCAUUUUUUUCUGAUUCUAUGCGAAUCAAAAAGAACAUUAAACGACGUCGUGUUAGAUGUCACGUUCACUUGUAGUAGGUCAGUGACGUGAUUUCACUAUGUGAUUCCAAUUUCUAUUUCUAUUUUUUUUAUUUAUAUUUUAGUAAUGGAGUUUAAAUCAAAUUCAAAUUUUGCCCUAAUUUUUGAUCGAUUUUGACUGUUUUUUUCGCUCAAUCCUUUUGAUUUCGCGAAGGAUCUAAACUUUUUCAUAUUUCCAUUGUUACCCACUUUCAAAAAAAUUAUUAAUUUUAUGGGUUUUCUCUUAAUUUUUGUUAUAAUCUUUUGAUCAGAAUUUAGUUUUGUUUUAAAGUGUAAUGGCAAGGUAUAGAGGAGACAAAGAAGAUGGACCAGAUAGGCAUAUGGGUUUACUUAAACUGGUUCAAAUUCUAUCUUUUUUGGUUAUUUUUGUUGCUGGUAUUAUUUUAGGAUUAGCAGCAAGUUCUCAUAUAAAUCAGUAUUUUACUUCUCAAGCAAGGCUAUUUUUUACUAACAAUAUAGCAGCAACUAAGAUUCCUGGUGAUAAUUGUACAAUUUUGAAGACUUGUAAGAGUGUUGAUUGUUUGAGUUUGAAUACUUUUCUUCAUCCCAAGAAUUUGACUCAUAAAAUGAGUGAUGAGGAGCUUUUUUGGAGGGCUUCGUUGAUUCCGUAUAAAGAUGAGUAUCCGUAUAGUCGAGUGCCUAAGGUGGCUUUUAUGUUUUUGACUAGAGGGCCGUUGCCUAUGUUGCCGUUGUGGGAGAGGUUUUUUAGAGGUCAUGAGAAGUAUUUUGGUAUUUAUAUUCAUACACCGCGGGAUUAUGUGUUUAAUGUUUCGAGAGAUUCUCCAUUCUAUGGAAGACAAAUUCCAAGUCAGGAUGUCGAAUGGGGAACAGUGUCACUGGUUGAUGCUGAGAAGCGCCUUCUGGCUAAUGCCCUAUUAGACUUCUCCAAUGAGCGAUUUGUUCUCCUCUCCGAAAGCUGCAUCCCAGUCUAUAAUUUCCCUACAGUCUACCGGUACCUUGUUCAUUCUGAAUAUAGUUUUGUUGACUCAUAUGAUGAUCCCACCCGUUAUGGACGUGGCCGCUACAACCGUAAAAUGCUUCCUGAUAUUAAGCUCUAUCAAUGGAGGAAAGGAUCUCAAUGGUUCGAAAUCCAACGGACUUUGGCAAUUUAUAUGCUUUCAGACACAACAUAUUACUCUAUCUUCAAAAAGUUUUGCCGGCCUGCCUGCUACCCCGACGAGCACUAUAUUCCUACUUAUUUGAACAUGUUUCACGGAUCGCUUAAUGCAAAUCGUACUGUGACUUGGGUGGAUUGGUCGAUAGGGGGCCCGCAUCCAGCAACAUAUAUGGAUAUUAAUGUUACAGAAAGCUUCAUUCAAAAUAUUAGAAAUAACAGAACACUAUGCUCUUAUAAUUCUGAGUUGACAUCGAUUUGUUACCUUUUCGCUCGGAAGUUUCAUCCAAGCGCGCUGGAGCCCUUGUUGAACCUCACAUCGACGGUAAUGGAAUUUUGAUCUUCAUUUUGCUGGGGCUGCUGUGAAAUUUCUAUAAGAAAUUUUUGUUUGGGAACAUUGUACAGCUAGUUUUCAUAGGCCAUCAUUGAGAUUCUUGACCUCUUAGGGAAUUUGCUAUUUUGUCAAACAAAUUUUGAGUAUUGGCAAAGAUUUUGGAAGAGAAGGGAGAAGCAGAAAGUUUCAGAAAUCAUUUUUUGAUGUCUUCAUUUUGUAUUUAGUUUAAGAACUUUUUUGCAGAUGCAUAGUUUUCUGCUGCUUAUGAUUCUCUGAAUCAUUUUUAAAAAAUAUUAAAAUAGAAAUCAAUUCUUUUA